AUGGAUUUAACUGCACAGUGUCUCAAUCGUCUACCACAUUUAUUACAAUGGACAGUUCUUCAGUCGUGUCAUUAUCUUCCACUCAAAUUUUAGCAACCAGUUCCGCAGGCGUCUCAUCAACGAUAGAAAUUCAAGCGAAUAGCACCAGUGAAAUACUGUCUUCAUCUUUUGUUUCAGUGGAUUCUUCUUCAGUGUUCCCUACUGUUGUGUCUACAAGUGAAAUUCACCCCACUAGUUCCGCAGGAGACACAUCAACGAUGGCAACGCAGGCAAGUAGUGCCACAGUGAUGACAGAAUUAUCCUCAAGUCAAAUCGUAUCAAGCAGUUUCACAGGUGACGAAUCAUCGACGAUACAAAGUCAAGCAACAAGCAUUUCAGUUCUAACCGAGCAAUCGUCCAGUCAAAUUCAAACAAGCAGCCCUGCAGAUGAUUCAUCGACGAUACAAAUUCAAGAAACGAGCACCACAGCUGCAACAGGGCUAACUUCCAGUCAAAUUCAAGCAAGCAGCCCCACAGUUGAUUCGUCGACGAUACAAAUUCAAGCAACAAGCACUACAGUGCAAAAGGAUACUACGUCAUUCGUUGUCAUGGAUUCUACUUCAGCUGCAACAGGGCUAACUUCCAGUCAAAUUCAAGCAAGCAGCCCUACAGGAGACUCGUCGACGAUACAAAUUCAAGCAAGCAGUCCCACAGAUGAUUCAUCGACGAUACAAUUUCAAGCAACGGGCACAACAGCUGCAACAGGGCUAUCGUCCAGUCAAAUUCAAGGAAGCAGCCCUACAGUGCAAAAGGAUACUACGUCAUUCGUUGUCAUGGAUUCUUCUUCAGCUGCAACAGGGCUAACUUCCAGUCAAAUUCAAGCAAGCAGCCCCACAGGAGACUCGUCGACGAUACAAAUUCAAGCAAGUCCCACAGAUUAUUCAUCGACGAUACAAAUUCAAGCAAUAGGCACAACAGCUGCAACAGGGCUAACUUCCAGUCAAAUUCAAGCAAGCAGCCCUACAAUUGACCCAUCGACGAUACAAAUUCAAGCGACCAGCACCACAGUGCAAAAGGAUACUACGUCAUUCGUUGUCAUGGAUUCAUCGGUGAUACAAAUUCAAGCAACAAGCACCACAGUGCCAAAAGAUACUUCAUCAUUUGUUGCCAUGGAUUCUUCUUCAGCUGCAACAGGGCUAACUUCCAGUCAAAUUCGAUCAAGCAACCCUACAGUUGACUCAUCGACGAUACAAAUUCAAGCAGCAAGCACCACAGUUCGAAAGGAUACUGCGACAUUUGUUGUCAUGGACUCUUCUUCAGGUGACCAAUCGACGAAACAAAUGCAAGCAACAAGCACCGCAGAGCCGAAAGAUACCACGUCAUUUGUUGUCAUGGAUUCUUAUUCAGCUGCAAAAGGGCUAUCUUCUAGUCAAAUUCAAGCAAGCAACCCCACAGUUGACUCAGCCACGAUGCAAAUUCAAGCAACUAGCGCCACAGAAUUUAUCAUGAAUCUGGUCACUUCAACAGAUGCUCUUCCGAGUCCACCGACUACAACAUCAGUCAAGUUACCAUCGUCUUUUGCAAUUGCACCAACGGCAACUACACAAGGAGCUGAAAUCGUAUCAUCAACGCAGUCACCGAGUUCAGCUCCUUGCUCGACAAAUCCAUGUGAUGUCAAUGCAGUCUGUACAAACGUCGGGAAUACCUUCUCAUGUAGCUGCAAUACGGGUUACACUGGCACAGGAAAAACUUGUACAGAUGUAAACGAAUGCACUUCAUCACCGGGAAUAUGCGGAAAUAGUUUGUGUGAAAAUAGAUUUGGUUCCUACGUGUGCAAAUGUCCUACCGGAUUUUUCUACAUUGGAAAUAAAUGCGAAGAGGCAUUGUCUUAUAAGCUGGAGUUCACCGUCAUAGAAGGUGCUUCUUACUCGGACGAUCUGCAAAACAAAACAUCCAAAACAUACAUGGAAUUACAAAAGGCUCUGGAAAGUGAUGUCGAGGCUGAUUUUAAAGCAUCGUCACAGUCAUCCAACUACUUAGGUGCAUAUUUGGAAAGUUUCAGCCGUGAUGAUGCCCAAUCUUCUGGUGGUGUAGUUGUUACCUUUACAAUUUUCACUGAAAAAGCUGCAUUUAAUGCUACUCCGACUGUACUUGGAACAGCUUUCAACAGCGGGCUAAAAGACGACACAGUUGGAGGUAUUAAAAAGCGAAUUCUUGGAAAUGAUUAUGUUCUUGCUAAAAGCACCAAUGGAAAGGAUUUUUCGCCUUCUCUUGAUAAUGUUGUCGCCGACAUAAAUGAGUGUUCCCAAAGCCCAGCAAUAUGCGGUGAUGGUCAAAAAUGUGAAAACCUUCCUGGAACAUAUCGUUGUUAUUGUGCUAGCCCUGGGACACAUCUUGUCAAGGGAACCUGUGUCGGAGCAUUUUUGUAUCAGCUGGAGUUCACAAUUAUAGAAGGUGCUUCUUACUCGAACGAUCUGCAAGAUAAAACAUCCCCAACGUACAUGGCAUUACAAAAAGCUCUGGAGGCCGAUGUUGAAGCUAAUUUUCAAGCAUCAUCUCAGUCCUCGAAUUUCUUUGGUGCAUAUUUGGAAAGUUUCAGCCCUGAUAACGCCCAGUCUUCUGGUGGUGUAGUUGUCAACUUUACAAUAUUUAUUAACAACACUGCAUUUGAUGCUACUCCAACUGUGCUUGGAACCGCUUUUAACAGCGGGUUAAACGAUCAAACAGUGGGUGUUAUCUUAAAGCGUGUUCUUGGAAAUGAUUAUGUUCUUGCUAAAAGCUCAGAUGGCAAAAACUUUUCUCCGUCCCUUGGCAAUGUUGUCGUCGACAUAAACGAGUGUUCCCGAAACCCAGCAAUAUGCGGUGAUGGUCAGAAAUGUGAAAACUAUCCCGGCACAUAUCGUUGUUAUUGCAUCAGUCCUGGAAAAUAUCUCGUUGGAGAAACCUGCAACGGUAUUUUGUCAUACGAAGGUGGAUUUGUCAUUAUUAAUCGCAAUUAUACACCUAUGUACAAUGAUAAAAAUAGCAUUGAGUAUUUGCAAUUCAGUGAAGAAGUGGCAUCCUGGGUGGAAAAAUAUUACCUGAAGACUAAGUUUGCCGCCAACCUUGUAGGAGUCCGGGUUAUCAAGCUUUAUCCAGGAUCUGUUGGGGUUGAUACAAUAUCAGCUUUUGAUCCAGCAGCAACUGGAAUCACGGCAAGUGGUUUGAGUCAGGAAUUAGAGCCAAAGUUAGACCUAGUAAGUGGCGGGAAAUAUAUUGGGCCACUCCAACUUACAAGAGUCCCUGGAGAGAAUGCUCUAAAUUUUUCAGACUAUGACGAGUGUAAUCCUGCUGAAGACAUUCAUAUUCCAGAUUGUGCAGAACACGCGUCUUGUGUUAACCUUGAGGCAACUUACAACUGUUCUUGCAAUGAAGGGUAUACAGGCGAUGGUGUAACUUGUAUAGCACUCCCACCGCUAUUGGAAGUGGACAAAGAAGACAGUUUAAAAGUGAAAUAUAUGUUUAGUACCAUGCUAGUAUUUCUGGCACUGUGCAUCAUAUUCUCAAUCGUGUUCAUACUACUCUCAGUUUGUCAAAUUUUGGAAAGAAGAAAACUGUAUCAAUUGACCAAAAAGGUUGAACGUGUUGAAAUGCAAAGUGAGUACUCCGAUUCAAUAACAGCUCCCACUCAUCGAAGAAGUGCUGCAAUGUAUAAUUACUACGAUUAGCCAAUAAACAAACAUUGUAAUUAUAACAAUUUUAUCACCCAUAUGUACGUAUUUUUAUUCAGCAUAACAAUUUUUUGGAACAAGAAAAAUCAAUAUAUUACUGAAAUGUAAGAAUAGUAUUUAAAUAGGAAAGUAUACAUAUACAGGGAUUAAUGUCACACCAUAGUACCCAAGACUAUAUAAGAUUUUAUUUGGCGGGAAGAGAGUGUACAAUUCAACUUAUAAACGGAACAAACAUACAAUACAGCUACAGGCAAACUUUCUUCCGUUCAAUGUCCUUCUGUGUUCAUUGUAGGAGCCGUACAUAUGUAUAUUAUAGGAUGUUAACUGAUUAUUGACCGAGCGUGAGGUCGGUACUGUGAAACAUCAGAGGCUUUUUAUGAGGCUUUUUAGUGCUAAAACCUAUAUUUCCAUCAUUUCCGGAUAUUUGUGGGGUGAUCAAUUAAGAGUUAAAUAUGCCUGAACUGGAAAAACUAUGGUGUGAUAGCAGUAAUCCUUUUAAGAUAACAUUCGCACAGCCUCCGGUAUAUUAGGAAAUGUGUCGCACACGACCUAUUGUUUAACUAAAAUAUUUCCAAAUAUAUGGUAGCUUUUGAAUUUUUUUUUAGCUUAAUAAAUUAUU
This is a messenger RNA of Dendronephthya gigantea, 4308 nucleotides long. Its product is annotated as agglutinin-like protein 7. The transcript has 53 exons. Lineage: Eukaryota; Metazoa; Cnidaria; Anthozoa; Malacalcyonacea; Nephtheidae. Gene Ontology annotation, molecular function: calcium ion binding. The coding region runs from base 48 to 3686 and encodes 1212 amino acids. The record is from RefSeq and is a predicted model, not a curated record.